ACUUUCUGUGUUUGUUCCAUAAUCUCAUUCCAUGAACAUGUGCCUCAUUUCUAUGCCAUGGUCUCUAAAAUGUCAUUGUGAUCAUAAUUUGUGCAGGGGGAAAAAGUGAUUUAGCAUGUGAGCUUGCUUAGUUUUCAGAUGGCCAGUGUUCUCAUCUUGCUAAUCCAUCUUGCACAGUGUGAUUGAUAAUAGAGAUCAUGUGUAAUUAACCCAAAAUGAUGGGAAAAAACAUUAGUUUAAAAACAAAACACUUCACCAAAACAUUUGAAAAAUGAUAAAAUAAACGUAGAGCCUAAAUUUGUUGAAACAGAACAACUUUCAUGCUAAAAAGACUUUAUGCUGGUGGUGGGGAGAGGGAUGUACCAAAAGACAUGCUUACAAAAUUUACUAAUCCUGUUUAUAUGCAUAGAAGAUAUUAACUUAUUUUCCUGAGCUAAAUAAUUAACAUUACGUCCUUGUUCAAAUACUCUCUUUUUAGCCUUCAACCAUGAGUUUCUCUAUGUCUUUUCUCUCUUUUUCCCUUUGUCUAAUAUUUGUUUGAGUGGAAUAAGGGGUCAAGAGAGGCAGUGUUAUAGUGGAAAGAACACUAGUCUCUGAACCGAGAGAUUUGUUUCUAAUUUUAGUCUUGGCCCUAUCACUAACUGAAGGUUGUAGAUUGGAAACAGAGCCCCAAAGGUAACAGGUAUGUGGUAUGCUUAUAUGGGUAUAAACCCAGAGUGAGAAAAAGAAAACAAAUAUCCUAAGCAGAAAGGAAAUUGAUUGAAGGUGGUCUUGAACAUCAGUUGGAGAACAUACAUAUUGGGGAAAAGAAGGGAUUCACAAAUUGAAGGAAUAUCUUAUAUUUGAGGGAAGUAAUUCUAGGAAGAAGUCAACAUCAUUUACUAAAAAGGAAAAAGAUAGAUGUUUCUAUUUUGGGGACUUUGAGAAGUACUUCUAAGACCGCACUAAUUAUAUCACUUCCAUGGUUGAAAGCCUGACCCUGGUAUGAAAAAUACAAGGACACAAGGCUGAACAUUUUGAGUGAUGGUCAAAGUUUAAUUCAAGGCUUCGUUUUAAUAUGAUUGCUUCUUGUAAAUAAUACAGUGCCCAUGACUGAUCCUAAGCCAUAAAUGUUUUACUGUCCUUCUUCCCCUUUCACCACUACUCCUUCCAUAAAGCACUUUCAUAUGCUUACGCUAGGUCUCAUACAUACAUCUCCUUUCAGCUCUCAGGGACUGCUAAAACUCAAAAGCAGUUUGUUAAAUUAGUCCUAAAUUGAGCAUCUAAAAUGUGGCCAUUUCCAGGGGUAAUUACAUUUGAAUGGUAUCUCAGGGUAGCCUUUAAGACUUUUGGAGCAAAUUUAAUCAUAUUUGGGGAAUUUCAGGCCUCAGGUUGGUUGGGAGUGUCAUGGGGGUAUAAAUGGAAAUGUAAUCCCUCAAGUCAUAGUUGGUAGGUAAGGAAGCAGUUUCCACACCUACUCCUAUGGCCUAAUACUCUUUCUUGAAAUUGUGGAAUCCCUCUUAUUCAAAAGGCCCUUUUCACACCCUCUAUUUCUGGAAUUUAUUACCUCCCUUUUACUUGAGGUUCUCCUUUGGAGGAAUCUUAUCCCUAUUUUGCCAUUUUGCCUUUGGAGUGUUCCUGUGGCUCUUAUUGCUAUGUUAUUUAGAACUUCCCACAGAGAGCUGAUGCAAAUGGAAAUAGCUUGCUUGGAGCAGCCAGUCAGUUAAGGCCACCCAUAGUGCAAUAAAACUUUUGGAAGUGUCCUUGGAUACUGCUUAAAGAUAAGGGUGGAAUGAAAAUCUUGCUUUGAAGUUGAACAAAAAGAUUUUCUGGUUGUUUUCACAAGGAUGGCCAUACACCCUGCAGUAUGCAGACCAGCCUCUGCACGUCUUAGUAGGGGAUUUUCCUAAGGAGGUUUGGGCAAAAAAGUCCAAUAUUCUGUGCUGAUGAAUUUCAGGAGCCAGGCUAAUCUUUGGAGUACAGACACAUAGCCCUGGUUCUUACCAAAAAAAAAAAAUCUUUCCAGCUUGAAAGGACCUGCCAGGAUGAAAGAAAAGUUAUGAGAUAUUUUUACAUGUUUACACAGGAGAGACAGUAUAGUAGUAGAGGGAUGAUCUCAGAGUUAGAAAGUAUUGCCUCUAACAUAUCCUAGAUUUGUAUCCCUAAAGAAGUCACUUAAACUCUCUAGGCAACUCUAAGACUUAUUUACAGAGCAGGUGCUGACUUCCAAAAUGGGUGGAAGUAGGUAGUUCUCUUAACUAGAGUUCUUUAUGCAAUAAAAUCACGACUUAUUUUUAAAAAGUGCAUUCCCAUGUGCACCUAUCUGAACAUAGUCAACACACGUUGAAUUUUGUAAUAUAUGUAUUUUAAUACAGCAAUAUAAAUGAUACACCCAGAUUAAAAUUAGUUUUAGACUAUAUAUGUAGGAGAAACGGGCCAAUGGGAAGUCAAGAAGCUAACCUCGGAGCAUGUGCAGUACUACACUUGUAGCAUUUUUUUUUUUGCUUCCUGAGGGGCCAGGAAGUACUUUGGGGCUGUAUUGGCCUCAUGAGCUCGGAUUGAGGGCAACUUUUGCCACUAAUUCCCGUUCUUGGUCCUCAGGCGGCUCACUUUUCCACUUUUGCAAAGUAGUCGUUUUUAAUAUUCUUUCUCCCCAGACCAAACAAAAAAUAAACACGAGAGGGAAGGAAAAAUCGAAGACUUAUGCUCCUGGCUUUAUGAUGACCCGGGGUGACCCGGGAUCCGCUUCUAGGAAUUUCAUGCAGGCCCAGUUCCUUCCCUCUAGAGCUCCCACACAGAUUAGGACUGUCAUUGUGCACGCGCAUGCGAGUUUCCAGCACCCCUCCCCCAACUGCUACCCAGUGGCCUGGGGCCAGGCACGUGAGGAAAAUUUUACCCUAAGGCUCUCAAGGCUUGAGCACCCGGAUGGGGAGUUGAUCUUGGGCUUUUGGAAACGGAGGCAGAACGGCUUCAGAACUGCAGUUCUCAUGUGAGGAGGGCUGUUGUCACCUGCUUCUCAGCAGGGUGCUGUGGUCGCCAUGGAAAUAGACCUGUCCGGUAUUGUAAAAGGUGCCAUUCAAACCACCAUAGUAAUGAAGUUGGGGCAACAGGAGCCACUGCAGAGACCCACCUGUACCAGACAUCACCUCCUCCCAUUAACACACGGGAAUGUGGGGCUGAGGAGCUUGUGUGCACAGUGGAGGCUGUGAUUAGCUUGCUAAAGGAAGCUGAGUUUCAUGCUGAGCAGAGGGAAUAUGAACUAAACCGACGAAGACAAAUGGGGCUUUCUUCUUCCCACCACUCCUUGGAUAAUACUGACUUUGAUAACAAAGAUGAUGAUAAACAUGACCAACGACUGCUCAGCCAAUUUGGAAUUUGGUUCUUAGUGAGUCUUUGUACCCCUAGUGAGAAUACACCUACUGAAAGCUUAGCCAGACUGGUUAGCAUGGUCUUUCAGUGGUUCCACUCCACAGCUUACAUGAUGGAUGAUGAAGUCGGAAGCUUAGUGGAAAAGCUGAAACCUCAGUUUGUCACCAAGUGGUUGAAGACCGUGUGUGAUGUUCGCUUUGAUGUCAUGGUCAUGUGCCUGCUUCCCAAACCAAUGGAAUUUGCCAGGGUUGGUGGGUACUGGGACAAGUCCUGCAGCACUGUGACUCAGCUAAAGGAAGGUCUCAACCGCAUUCUUUGCCUGAUACCCUACAAUGUGAUCAGUCAGCCUGUGUGGGAAUGCAUCAUGCCAGAGUGGUUAGAAGCCAUCAGAACAGAAGUCCCAGAUAACCAGCUAAAAGAAUUCAGGGAAGUAUUAAGCAAAAUGUUUGACAUUGAGCUUUGCCCUCUCCCUUUCUCAAUGGAAGAGAUGUUUGGAUUCAUCAGUUGCCGGUUCACGGGAUAUCCCUCUUCUGUGCAGGAGCAAGCUUUACUAUGGCUUCAUGUGUUAUCAGAACUAGACAUUAUGGUGCCACUUCAGCUCCUAAUAAGCAUGUUUUCUGAUGGAGUUAAUUCUGUCAAAGAGCUAGCAAAUCAAAGAAAAUCAAGAGUCAGUGAACUGGCAGGGAGUCUUGCAGCUCGAAGGGUGAGUGUUGCCUCUGAUCCUGGUCGUCGAGUUCAACAUCAUAUGUUAAGUCCAUUUCCCAGCCCUUUCCAAAGCCCUCUCCGAAGUCCCAUGCGCAGUCCAUUUCGGAGCCCUUUCAAGAACUUUGGACAUUCAGGAGGAAGGACUAUUGACUUUGAUUGUGAAGAUGACGAAAUGAAUCUGAAUUGUUUUAUUCUUAUGUUUGAUCUUUUGCUGAAGCAGAUGGAGUUACAAGAUGAUGGAAUCACCAUGGGCUUAGACAACAGUCUGUCUAAAGACAUCAUGUCCAUUAUAAAUAAUGUCUUCCAAGCCCCUUGGGGGGGUUCUCAUACAUGCCAGAAGGAUGAAAGAGCUAUUGAGUGCCACUUGUGCCAGUCAAGCAUCCUUUGCUAUCAGCUGGGGUGUGAUCUCCUAGAACGACUGGCUCCCAAAGAAGAAAGCCGGCUAGUGGAGCCCACCGACAACCUUGAAGACAGUCUUCUCUAUUCCCGACCAGAGUUUAUAAUAGGUACUGAAGGAGAAGAAGAAGAGAACCCAGUCUCAAAGCAUGGAGAAAACCCAGGAAAUCACAAUGAACUCCCUGAAAAUAUUGUGAUAAAGAAUGAUACUGAAAGAAAAUUUUGUUACCAGCAACUUCCGGUGACUCUAAGGCUAAUAUAUACCAUUUUCCAGGAAAUGGCAAAGUUUGAAGAGCCUGACAUUCUUUUUAACAUGCUCAACUGCCUGAAGAUUCUCUGUCUUCAUGGAGAGUGUUUGUACAUUGCAAGGAAGGAUUAUCCACAGUUUUUAGCCUACAUUCAGGAUCAUAUGUUAAUUGCCAGCCUUUGGAGAGUUAUCAAAUCUGAAUUCUCCCAGUUGUCUUCACUAGCUGUUCCUCUCCUUCUUCAUGCUCUGUCACUUCCUCAUGGUGCUGAUAUCUUCUGGACAAUCAUAAAUGGCAACUUCAAUAGCAAAGAUUGGAAAAUGAGGUUUGAAGCAGUGGAGAAAGUGGCAGUCCUGUGCCGGUUUCUGGACAUUCAUUCAGUGACUAAAAACCAUCUGCUGAAGUACUCUUUGGCGCAUGCCUUCUGCUGCUUUCUGACAGCUGUAGAGGAUGUCAACCCUGCGGUGGCUACAAGAGCAGGGCUCUUGCUUGAUACCAUAAAGAGGCCAGCUUUACAGGGUCUAUGUCUAUGCCUUGACUUCCAGUUUGAUACAGUUGUUAAAGAUAGACCCACAAUUCUUAGCAAGCUUUUACUCCUACAUUUUCUAAAGCAAGACAUACCUGCAUUGAGCUGGGAAUUUUUUGUUAAUAGAUUUGAGACCCUUUCCUUGGAGGCUCAGCUGCAUUUGGAUUGCAACAAAGAGUUUCCUUUUCCAACAACGAUCACUGCUGUAAGGACCAAUGUUGCUAACCUCAGUGAUGCAGCAUUGUGGAAGAUCAAGAGAGCUCGUUUUGCAAGGAAUCGCCAGAAAAGUGUGCGUUCCCUGAGAGACAGCGUGAAAGGGCCCGUGGAAUCAAAGAGGGCACUAUCCCUUCCUGAAACUCUAACCUCCAAAAUUCCUGUGAGGUUGACCAGGCAUGAGCAGUCUGCUCCAGCUCUCGGUGGGACACCUGAACAAACGCCAGGGCAACAGUCUCCUGAGAAUGAUAAUACAAUAAAGGACCUACUCCCUGAGGAUGCUGGGAUUGACCAUCAGACAGUCCACCAGCUGAUUACAGUUUUAAUGAAGUUUAUGGCUAAAGAUGAGAGUAGUGCUGAGUCAGACAUCAGUAGUGCUAAGGCAUUUAACACAGUCAAACGACACUUAUAUGUUUUACUUGGUUAUGACCAGCAAGAAGGAUGCUUUAUGAUAGCCCCUCAAAAAAUGCGCCUCUCAACUUGUUUCAAUGCAUUUAUUGCUGGAAUUGCACAAGUGAUGGAUUAUAACAUCAAUCUGGGAAAACAUCUUCUCCCUUUAGUGGUUCAAGUACUUAAGUACUGCUCUUGUCCUCAGUUGCGACAUUAUUUUCAACAGCCACCUCGUUGCUCCCUGUGGUCUCUGAAGCCUCAUAUUCGGCAGAUGUGGUUGAAGGCAUUACUUGUUAUUCUUUAUAAGUACCCAUACCGAGAUUGUGAUAUCAGCAAGGUUAUGUUGCAUCUCAUCCAAAUAACAGUCAAUACGCUCAAUGCACAGUAUCACAGCUGUAGACCACAUGCUACUGCAGGACCUUUGUACAGUGACAACAGUAACAUCAGCAGAUACAGUGAGAAAGAAAAAGAGGAAGAUAGUGUUUUUGAUGAAUCUGAUAUUCAUGAUACACCUACUGGACCCUGCAAUAAGGAGUCUCAAACUUUUUUUGCAAGAUUGAAAAGGAUAGGCGGCAGCAAAAUGGUGAAAUAUCAACCGGUUGAGAUGAAUGUGCAGAGAAGUGAAAUAGAACUGGCUGAAUAUAGAGAAACGGGUGCAUUUCAAGACAGCAUUCUACGCUGUGUGAGAGAAGAAAGCAUUCAGAAAAAAAAGCUGCGCUCUUUAAAACAAAAAUCUCUUGAUAUAGGGAAUGCAGACUCCCUGUUGUUUACAUUAGAUGAGCAUCGUAGGAAGUCCUGCAUAGACCGAUGUGAUAUAGAUAAGCCAUCCACCCAUGCUGCUUACAUCACACACAGACAAAAUGAUUAUGGAAGACCCAGACAGAAUUCUUCUACGAGGCCAGACAAUACAGAAAUUCCUGAAAACCCCACUAUAGAAGGCUUUCAAGAAACCCGAAGACCAGUAAUACCAGAAGUCCGAUUAAACUGCAUGGAGACAUUUGAGGUGAAAGUUGAUUCUCCAGAAAAACCUUCUACUCCUAAAGAGGAUUUAGAUCUGAUUGAUUUGUCAUCAGAUUCUACAUCAGGACAUGAAAAGUGCUCUAUUCUCUCCACAUCAGACAGUGACUCUCUUGUCUUUGAGCCCCUUCCUCCUCUCCGAAUAGUGGAAAGUGAUGAAGAGGAAGAAACGAUGGAACAAGGUACCGAGGGUGUCUCUAAUAAAAAUACUUUAUCCUUUCCCUCAACUCCUACUGGGUCCUCUGUGCUUAGCUUAAGCACAACUCCCCUCGUGCAAGUCAGUGUAGAAGAUUGCUCUAAAGACUUUACUUCUAAGGUCAGAAGAAAUAGUCAGUCAUCAGGGAAAAAAGAAACUCCUCCCCAGCUUUCUGAAGAGCGAAAAGAUAGUGAAGAAUUAUCAAAACUAGAGACACUUCAGGAAUUUUCUUGUGGUAGUCCACUCACUCUGAAACAGAAGAGGGACCUUCUGCAGAAAUCUUUUGCCCUUCCUGAGUUGUCAAUUGAUGACAGCACUGAGCUUAGCAUGGAGGAAGAAAAGGAAGAUCAACAGGGCUCAAGUUCAUGUACCAAAACGGUCCUCCUUAAAGUUCCUGAAGAUGCUGAGAGUCAGUCUGAAAGUGAAAAGCCUGAUGCCAGUGCUGAGUCUGACACAGAGCAGAAUGUUGAGCAAAAGGCAGGAGAGGAUGGAACUGAGGAAUCUGAAUUUAAGAUCCAGAUUGUGCCCAGGCAAAGGAAGCAGAGGAAGAUUGCUGUUAGUGCUAUCCAGAGAGAGUACCUGGACAUUUCCUUCAACAUUCUAGACAAACUGGGAGAACAGAAAGAGUCAGAUCCUUCUGCUAAAGGACUUUCAACUUUGGAAAUGCCCAGGGAAUCUUCCUCUGCACCAACAUUAGAAGCAGGCAUGCCAGAAACAAGUAGCCAUUCUUCUAUAUCAACUCAGUAUAGGCAAAUGAAAAGGGGAUCAUUGGGAGCUCUGACAAUGAGCCAAUUAAUGAAGCGACAGCUGGAACAUCAGUCUAGCGCCCCUCACAACAUCAGCAACUGGGACACUGAACAGAUACAGCCUGGGAAGCGUCAAUGUAAUGUGCCAAUAUGCCUAAACCCUGAACUGGAGGGACCACCACUAAGAAUGAGAGGUGCUACUAAAUCCAGCCUGCUGUCAGCGCCCAGCAUAGUCAGCAUGUUUGUACCUGCACCAGAGGAAUUCACUGAUGAACAGCCCACGAUGAUGACUGACAAGUUCUUUCCCUACUCUUUAAACAAUUUCCCUUCUUUCCUCCUGGAAAUGCCAUCAAUUUCCCUAUUUCUGUUGAGGGCACCACCAUCCUCCCAGUCACCCAGAUGCCAUGACUGUGGUGCCAUUCUUGAAGAAUAUGAUGAAGAAACACUAGGACUGGCCAUUGUAGUGCUCUCUACAUUCAUCCACCUAAGUCCAGACCUUGCAGCUCCUUUGUUGCUGGAUAUCAUGCAGUCUGUGGGAAGAUUGGCAUCCAGUACCAGUUUUUCCAACCAAGCAGAAAGUAUGAUGAUCCCUGGUAAUGCCGCAGGGGUGGCAAAGCAAUUUCUCCGCUGUAUCUUCCAUCAGCUAGCCCCCAAUGGGAUAUUCCCACAGCUGUUCCAGAGCAGUAUAAAAGAUGGGAGUUUUUUACGAACCUUGGCUACAUCUCUCAUGGACUUCAAUGAGCUUAGUUCCAUUGCUGCACUCAGUCAGCUGUUGGAGGGUUUGAAUAACAAAAAGAAUUUGCCAGCAGGGGGUGCCAUGUUACGCUGCUUAGAAAACAUUGCCACCUUUAUGGAAGCUUUGCCAAUGGAUUCUCCAAGCAACCUCUGGACCACCAUCAGUAACCAAUUUCAAACUUUCUUUACCAAACUGCCUUGUGUUUUACCUCUGAAGUGUUCUUUAGAUUCCAGUUUGAGAAUAAUGAUCUGCCUCCUGAAGAUACCAACCACCAGUGCUACAAGGAGUCUGCUGGAACCAUUUUCAAAACUGCUCAGCUUUGUCAUUCAAAAUGCUGUCUUCACAUUGGCCUACCUGGUGGAAUUGUGUGGCUUAUGUUACAGAGCUUUUACUAAGGAGCGGGAUAAAUUCUACUUGUCUCGUAGUGUUGUCUUAGAGCUACUCCAAGCUCUGAAGUUAAAGUCUCCUUUGCCAGAUACAAACCUACUACUGCUGGUCCAGUUUGUUUGUGCAGAUGCUGGAACCAAACUAGCUGAGUCAACAAUCCUGCACAAGCAGAUGAUUGCAUCCAUGCCCGGAUGUGGAACAGCAGCCAUGGAAUGCAUGCGACAAUAUGUUAAUGAAGUACUGGACUUUAUUGCUGACAUGCAUACAUUAACCAAGCUGAAGAGUCACAUGAAAACAUGCUCUCAGCCUUUGCAUGAAGAUACCUUUGGUGGACAUCUCAAAGUUGGACUGGCUCAGAUUGCAGCCAUGGAAAUCACAAGAGGCAACCACAGGGAUAAUAAAGCUGUUAUUCGCUACCUCCCCUGGCUGUAUCACCCUCCCUCUGCAAUGCAACAAGGACCUAAAGAAUUCAUUGAGUGUGUUUCUCAUAUCCGCCUGCUGUCCUGGUUGCUUCUGGGUUCUCUCACACAUAACUCUGUGUGUCUAAAUCCCUCAUCUCCCUGUAUGCCAAUUCCUCUGGAUGCAGGAUCCCACAUUGCAGAUCAUCUUAUCGUUAUCCUGAUUGGAUUUCCUGAGCAAUCAAAGACAUCUGUGUUGCAUAUGUGUUCCCUUUUCCAUGCAUUUAUCUUCGCUCAACUAUGGACAGUCUACUGUGAACAAACUGCAGUUGCUCCCUCUGUCCAAAAUCAGAAUGAAUUUAGCUUUACAGCCAUCCUUACUGCACUGGAGUUCUGGAGUCGGGUGACACCUAGCAUUCUACAGCUAAUGGCACACAACAAAGUGAUGGUAGAAAUGGUAUGUCUCCAUGUGAUCAGCUUGAUGGAAGCCCUGCAAGAAUGCAAUUCAACCAUUUUUGUCAAGCUCAUACCUAUGUGGCUGCCAAUGAUUCAGUCAAAUUUGAAGCAUUUAUCAGCUGGACUACAACUACGACUUCAAGCAAUUCAGAACAACGUGAACCACCACAGCCUGAGGAUGCUGCAGGGCUCUGGACAGACAAGCACGAGCUCAUCCGCACUCCGGAAGUGGCUCCAGUGCACCCAGUUCAAAAUGGCCCAGGUGGAGAUCCAGUCCUCAGAAGCUGCCUCCCAGUUCUACCCUCUAUGAACAGGGUGUGUCGCUUCUAGCGUGAACGCUCUGGUUCAGCAAUAACGGGGUUCCAGACAAAUACUAGGAUCCACGCAGGUUUGAGAAGGCACUGGGGACAAUCUGCACCCGCUCCGUAGUUUAGGUACAGACAUGCGGAGCCUGCCGAUGGCCGUGUCGAAGCUUUCCUGCUUCACCUGUUUCUGACGUCUCCUUGGGCUAGCCGAUUAAGUGUUUCCUUACAUUCUUUUUUAAGAACCAAAUCAUUUCUCUUUAACUGACUUCUAUUUUUUUUAAGAAGAAAAAAAAUAGACUGGUGGGCACUCACAGAAAAGUUGUAUAAGUCCCCCUGUUGCUAUUUUUGAUGACAGAGAAUAAAUAGGGUUUUUGAA
Monodelphis domestica (gray short-tailed opossum) is the source of this 10440-nucleotide messenger RNA. Lineage: Eukaryota; Metazoa; Chordata; Mammalia; Didelphimorphia; Didelphidae. The record is from RefSeq and is a predicted model, not a curated record.